Messenger RNA from Condylura cristata (star-nosed mole), 1723 nucleotides. It is a transcript of the gene CYGB, whose product is annotated as cytoglobin. Gene Ontology annotation, biological process: oxygen transport. The coding region runs from base 54 to 800 and encodes 248 amino acids. Gene Ontology annotation, molecular function: iron ion binding; heme binding; oxygen binding. The transcript is spliced from 4 exons. NCBI's taxonomy places the organism in Eukaryota, Metazoa, Chordata, Mammalia, Eulipotyphla, Talpidae. The record is from RefSeq and is a predicted model, not a curated record.
CGCCGCGCCGCGCGCCGCCGCCUGCAAACGAAGCCGGCCGGCCGGAGCUGCCCAUGGAGAAAGUGCCGGGCGAGAUGGAGAUCGAGCGCAGGGAGCGGAGCGAGGAGCUGUCCGAGGCGGAGAGGAAGGCGGUGCAGGCUACGUGGGCCCGGCUCUAUGCCAACUGCGAGGACGUGGGGGUGGCCAUCCUGGUGAGGUUCUUCGUGAACUUCCCGUCUGCCAAGCAGUACUUCAGCCAGUUCAAGCACAUGGAGGAGCCCCUGGAAAUGGAGAGGAGCCCCCAGCUGCGGAAGCAUGCCUGCAGGGUCAUGGGCGCCCUCAACACGGUGGUGGAGAAUCUGCACGACCCCGAGAAGGUCUCCUCUGUGCUGGCGCUGGUGGGCAAGGCCCACGCCCUCAAGCACAAGGUGGAGCCCGUGUACUUCAAGAUCCUCUCCGGGGUCAUUCUGGAGGUGAUCGCUGAGGAAUGUGCCAGCGACUUCCCGCCUGAGACGCAGAGAGCCUGGGCCAAGCUGCGCGGCCUCAUCUACAGCCACGUGACCGCGGCCUACAAGGAAGUGGGCUGGCCCGCCGGCCACGCUGCCUUCUUCGGGGCCGUAGGACCCCCUUUCUCCUCCCCCACCCCUGGCACCUUGAGCAGAAGGCCGAAUUCUGAAGACUCCAUCCGGGUGCCCAGGACGCUGGAGGAAGCCCCGACUCGUCUGCUGAGAAAGCGGGGGCCCCGCUGCGGCCACAGCCCUGGGGAGCCCCGCUGGAUGCUGUCUCGCUGGGCGGCCUGGGUGGGGGCCCUUCCUCCCUGAAGGGCCGGGGCCACUCUUCUUAGCUUUUCUACUCACUGUUAGAGACCUAGCUGAGCGGCUGAGGACGGCGGCGUGGGGUCCGGCAGCAAUCAGCCCGCCCUGUUUGCAGCUGCCGGCCAGCAUGCGGGCCCGCACCACCCUCUAGAGUUCCCCGCACUUAGGUACUUACAGGUAUAUCCUCUCUGCGGCCUCUAUACAAACACAUGUAUUCCAGACGCAUCUGUAACGUGUAUCUGCGGGGCCAGGAGGCCUCUGGGGGAGGGGCAGGGAGGGUCCUGGUCACGCUCCGGCAGACCACACAAUGUUCUGGCAGGCGGGGACCCACGUCUGCAGAGGGGACCCGGGUCUCCGUGGCAGGGUUGGGGUGGCCCUGCUUGUCGGCAGCCAGCCCGCUCUCCGAACAGCUCCUCACACCCUUGCUUCCCACUUCCGGGCCAAAGGACUUGGCAGCCCUCGCCUCUGCCCCCCACAGAGGCUGUGGCUCCCCGACUUGCCUGAAGUGGGCGAGGGCAGGCGGGAGCCCGGAGUUCCGGAUGGGAUGACUAGCGGGGCCCGGACACAAACCCCGUCUGCAGCUGAGACAGCCCAGGUGGGUGGGGGCCCAGCUCCCCCCAGGGCCGUCUCCUCCUGGGGGUCCCUCCUGGGGGUCCCUCCUGGGGGUCUGAGGACCGAGCCCCUCCUAGGCCCUCCCAGCUGUGGGUGACGGUCGGUUGGUCGGUCCUGGCCAUCGCCUGGCUCAGCAUUUCGGGGGGCCCCUCCCCCGCGUGCACCUUGGUCACGUGUGUCGCCCCCAGGGUGUGUUGCUGCUGUGGUUGCUGUGCCGUGUCCCGUCCUGUCCCCUCCGUGCCGCUGUCCGUGACCGCCUGUCCCCCGCUGUAGUUUCUGGUGUCUGUGGCCAGACCAUUAAACAAACUUGUCCCCUG